AUGCACUUCAGAAACUUUAACUACAGCUUCUCCUCCCUGGUGGCUUGUGUGCCAGGCAGUGAUAUCUUCAACCAGAACGAAGCCAGGACAAAGUUUGAGUCCCUGUUCAGGACGUUUGACAAAGAGGCCACCUUCCAGUACUUCAAAAGCUUUAAGAGGGUGAGGAUCAACUUCAGUAGCCCACUGUUGGCUGCCGAGGCCAGGAUCCAGCUACACAAGAUGGAGUUCCUGGGGAAGGAGAUCAAGCUGUACUUUGCUCAGACUUUACACAUAGGCAGUUCUCAUCUGGCACCUCCAAACCCCGAGAAGCAGUUUCUCAUCUCGCCACCUGCAUCUCCUCCAGUGGGCUGGAAGCAAGAGGAAGAUGCCACGCCAGUUAUUAAUUACGAUCUCCUGUACGCCAUCUCCAAGCUUGGGCCAGGGGAGCAGUACGAAUUACAUGCAGCCACAGACACAACUCCCAGUGUGGUGGUCCAUGUGUGCGAGAGUGAUCCCGAAACCGAGUUGGAAGUGGAUGAGGACGAGGAUGGGACGCGUAAAGGCAAGCCGAAAAUCAUCCAGACCAGGAGGCCAGACUACAUGCCCAUCCAUCUAAGCUGA
This is a messenger RNA of Staurois parvus, 600 nucleotides long. The record is from the annotation of a GenBank genome assembly. Lineage: Eukaryota; Metazoa; Chordata; Amphibia; Anura; Ranidae.